This is a messenger RNA of Bactrocera tryoni, 1514 nucleotides long. RefSeq names its product gustatory receptor for sugar taste 64e. Lineage: Eukaryota; Metazoa; Arthropoda; Insecta; Diptera; Tephritidae. The record is from RefSeq and is a predicted model, not a curated record. Gene Ontology annotation, molecular function: sweet taste receptor activity. Gene Ontology annotation, cellular component: membrane. The transcript has 10 exons. Gene Ontology annotation, biological process: sensory perception of sweet taste; detection of chemical stimulus involved in sensory perception of taste. The coding region runs from base 81 to 1487 and encodes 468 amino acids.
CAUAUUUAUUCGCCGGCAGAAAUCAUCAAGUGCCCACGCUCGUAAAUCUUUAAUUAAACGUUGAAAAUUUGCAAUUCGACAUGAAGGUGGCGGCAAACGUCACGAAAAAUUGGCUGCAACGUCAGCAAGUGCGCUUACAGAAUAUCAAAGUGUGGCAGCGUAGUCGCAAAGUGGGCAGCGGUUUGCUUGAACUGAAAGAAUGGAGUGCUAAGCCAAUAUCGGCAAAACAGCGUAAAAGACAGAUUGGCAUGGUGCGAGUACGAAAUUUAUUUCGGCGUGGUACAAAAAAAGAUUAUGAACAUUCGGGCAGUUUUUUAGAGGCCAUUGGCCCAGUUUUGCUGCUAGCUCAGUUCUUCGCCUUGAUGCCUGUUUGUGGCAUAUUAUCGAAAACUGCUUCGGAGGUGUAUUUUUCGUGGAAAUCUGUGCGCACAUGCUACGCAAUGCUGGUGAUUUUUUGCCUUGGACCGGCCAGCCUGUGCACCAUCGCCUUUGCUUUUCGCGAAAGAUUUAACUUCGAUACAGUGGAAGCGAUCGUCUUUUAUGUUUCAAUAUUUCUAAUAGCAAUGGCAUUUUUUCAAUUGGCCCGCAAGUGGCCGGCGUUAAUGGUGCAGUGGGAGAGUAUUGAGUCCAAGUUGCCGCCGCUGAAAACGGAAAUGCAGAGAGCAGCAUUGGCCCAUCGCAUAAAAAUGAUCACUCUGGUGGCGACUAUGUGCUCCAUGGUGGAACACUUGCUUAGCAUGUUGGGCAUUAUCUAUUAUGUGAAUGGGUGUCCCACAAUACCAGGGCACCCUAUCCGGAGUUUUCUAUAUACCAACUGGUCGCAGUAUUUCUACUUCUUUGAUUACACCGAUUGGGCGGGCAUCUUCGGCAAAGUGUUGAAUGUGUUAUCGACGUUCGCAUGGAAUUUCAAUGACAUAUUCGUGAUGGCAGUGAGCGUGGCGCUCUCUGCACGUUUCCGCCAACUUAACGAGCAUAUGUUGCGCGUAGCUAAGCGGCCAACGAGCGAGAAAUUCUGGAUUGAAAAUCGCAUAAACUACCGUAAUUUGUGUAAAUUAUGUGAAGCAACUGAUGACACGAUUUCGAUAAUCACACUGCUGUGUUUCUCUAAUAACUUGUUUUUCAUCUGUGGUAAAAUUCUUAAGAGUCUACAAAAGAAGCCAUCUUUUUCACAUACAAUGUACUUUUGGUUCUCUUUGGGCUUCCUCUUGAUGCGCACCUUAAUGUUGUCGUUAUAUAGUGCUGAAAUUAAUGAUGAAUCAAAACGGCCGCUGGUAGUAUUUCGGAGUGUGCCAAGUGUGUCCUGGUGCCGUGAGCUUAAGCGUUUCUCGGAAGAAGUGACCACAGAUGUUGUUGCGUUGUCAGGCAUGAAAUUCUUUCAUCUUACGCGUGGUCUUGUGCUUACGGUAGCCGGCAGCAUUGUGACCUACGAAUUGGUUUUAUUGCAAUUCAAUAAGGAGGGUAAAGUGAACGACUGUUAUGAAGGCUGAGCGUUUAUGGGGCGUAGUAGAUGUAUU